AUGUUCAAACGAUCUUUUUCCUCAAAAGACCGGGCGGGCAAGUCUGUUAAGCCUGCGAAGAAGACAUACCGCGAGAACUUGAGAACUAAACUGCAGGAGAGUCUGGAUAGUCCGCCGAUUGGGAGCACCCUUACGAGCCCUAUCAUCACGCUGGUGGUAGGCAGAGAAAGUCGCCUGUUCGCUGCCCAUGAAGACAUCCUUUCUAUUUCGCCUUUCUUUUCGUCUGCCAUUAGGGAGCAAGCUUCCGAUGGUGAUAUGAAACAGAUUGCCCUGCCUGAUGAAGAACCCGAGAUAUUGUCCUGCGUCCUCGAAUUCUUGUACAAGGGGGACUACUACCCACGCUUGAUGCAUAACAAGCGUCGCAACACCUGGCUACUCGAAGAUGCGCAGGAUCUUUCUAAAACCGGUGGCCGCGGGUCAUGCGAAGCGACAAUCUUCCACUCUGGUGUGAAUGAUUAUCUCCUACGAGACACAGUCAUCUACUGCGCUGCUGAGAAGUACGGCUUGGAUGAGCUGAAGCGCCUUUCACUGCGUAAGCAGGGCCUUCAAGCUGGUAUCCCAGUCGAUAUUAUCCUUCGAUCGGCGCGGUAUACGUACGACCAUACGCCAGACUCCGAGUCACGACUCCGCGCUCACUUCCUAGCUCUGAUAAUCCGAAGUCGCAAGACUUUCAAGAGGAGUGGAACCAUGCAGAUGGAGAUGGAGAGCGGCGGCAAAUUGUUUUUCGAUUUGUUCGUGGCCAUGUGCAACCACAUUGAUGAUGUCGUGGAGCUCAGGUACGCUUCCCAAUUUCCUGACUGUCAAGGCUAA
Molecule: messenger RNA, 810 nt
Organism: Trichophyton benhamiae CBS 112371
Lineage: Eukaryota; Fungi; Ascomycota; Eurotiomycetes; Onygenales; Arthrodermataceae
Exons: 3
Coding region: 1-810 (269 amino acids)
Molecular function (GO): protein binding
Source: RefSeq, a predicted model, not a curated record